Condylura cristata (star-nosed mole) is the source of this 3059-nucleotide messenger RNA. It is a transcript of the gene SAP30BP, whose product is annotated as SAP30 binding protein. The record is from RefSeq and is a predicted model, not a curated record. Gene Ontology annotation, cellular component: nucleus. The transcript has 11 exons. Lineage: Eukaryota; Metazoa; Chordata; Mammalia; Eulipotyphla; Talpidae. Bases 31 to 951 code for a protein of 306 amino acids. Gene Ontology annotation, biological process: regulation of DNA-templated transcription.
AGUGAGCCACGCCGGGGCUGUGGGGGGAAGAUGGCGGGGAAGAAGAAUGUCUUGUCGUCUCUGGCAGUUUACGCGGAAGAUUCAGAGCCCGAGUCCGACGGCGAGGCGGGAGUCGAAGCGGCGGGUAGCGCGGCUGAGGAGAAAGGUGGAUUGGUGUCUGAAGCCUAUGGAGAAGAUGACUUUUCUCGCCUUGGGGGUGAUGAAGAUGGUUAUGAAGAAGAGGAUGAGAACAGCAAACAGUCGGAAGACGAUGAUUCGGAGGCCGAAAAACCUGAGGCAGAUGACCAGAAGGAUAACACAGAAGUAGAAAAGCGAGACCCCCAAGAAUUAGUUGCUUCCUUUUCUGAAAGAGUACGGAACAUGUCACCUGACGAGAUUAAGAUCCCCCCAGAGCCCCCUGGCAGAUGCUCAAAUCACCUGCAGGACAAGAUCCAGAAGCUUUACGAGCGAAAGAUGAAGGAGGGAAUGGACAUGAACUACAUCAUCCAAAGGAAGAAAGAGUUCCGGAACCCCAGUAUCUAUGAGAAGCUGAUCCAGUUCUGUGCCAUCGAUGAGCUCGGCACCAACUACCCCAAGGACAUGUUUGACCCCCACGGCUGGUCUGAGGACUCCUACUACGAAGCACUGGCCAAAGCCCAGAAGAUUGAAAUGGACAAAUUGGAAAAAGCCAAAAAGGAGCGAACCAAAAUCGAGUUCGUGACGGGCACCAAAAAGGGCACCACAACCAGCGCCACGGCCGCCGCCACCACAGCCAGCACCGCCGCGGCAGAUGCCCAGAAGAGAAAGAGCAAGUGGGACUCGGCCAUCCCGGUGACCACGAUCGCCCAGCCCACCAUCCUCACCACCACGGCCACGCUGCCGGCCGUCGUCACGGUGACCACCAGCGCCAGCGGCUCCAAGACCACUGUCAUCUCUGCUGUGGGCACCAUCGUGAAGAAGGCCAAGCAGUGACGGAGUGUGGCUCCGUGCUCGGACGCUUUCCCCGAGGGAGGGCGCGCUCCAGGCGUGAGACUGGGCCCCGUGCCGACGCCCGCCGGAGCGGCCACUUUGUCUAUGCCAGGACUGGGGCCUGCUCCCCAGAUGCCCCCCGACGGGAGCCUGCCGAGGUCCAGCCAGGAGGCCGCCCGCCGUGCAGCGGGGCUUCGGGCCGGCUCGCGCUAUUAAAGGUGGCGUGUGUGGCGCCGCGGCUGCCUGGCCUCCUGGCCUGCUGCCGGCCGUUUCCAUGCACACGCCAAGAGCUCCGCACCCUCCCCCGGUGGGGUUAGGCCUCGGGCUGACGGCAAGGCGGCGAGUCUGUGCCACCGCUCCGGUGGCGGCCCAGGAAGGCCCACUCACUCCCAGCGGGUGGGAGUCCAGAGCGUGAGGACCAGCAUUCCUGCACCCAGGCCCUGGGGGCCACAGCACCUCGACCACAUUCAGGCACGUCAAGUCAGUUACCAGACGGGCUGAGGCUGGUCCCUGACCUGUGCAGGGCGGGUGUGCAGGUGGGCGCCUGGCCAAGGCCACCCGGGCCCGCAGUGCCCAGCUCGUUCAGCGCUGCAGGGAGAUGAGUCACCUCCUGCCCUGGCCGGGCGGCCGCCCGUUGUUUGUGUAAACUCGGCUCCGGGGAGGGCCCUGGCUCCCCGCCCUUCCUGCGCUCUUAUCUCUGCCCCACAGCAGCCCCUGGCUGGGCAGUGCCUACACCCCUCUUGGGGCCGAAACAGACUUCCCAGCCAGCACACAGCCAGGGGACCGCUGCUUCCUCGCCCUGCGGAAGGGCCACGUGUCGGGGCAGGAAGCUGGGCUGUGAAGAGCUCACCGCAUCCAGGGACGGCUGGGAGUUUGGAGAGUUGAGAGUCUGAAACUGCACCUGACACUGACUGACAGGCAGCCAGGCAAGCUGGUCACCCAGAGGGGCGCAGCCGCCCCUCAGUCCUGAGGGGGCUUUACCCUGAGCUGGAGCAGGGGCCCCAUCUGAAUGCCAGGGAGUCACAGGGCCUUGGGGCGCGGUGGGACCAGGAACAAGCGUGAGGCAGCACCCUGCCCCACCCCUGAGGAAGCCAGCUGGCCGCGCGGUCUCCUGCCCGCCCUCAGUUUCCCUCCAAUAAAGCUGUUCGAGCUGGCUGGCACGCCCCAAGCCCUAGGCAGGAGCCCUGCGCUGUUUGUGCCGCUCCCCCGGCGCCCAGAUGGGGCUUUCCCUACAGCCCUUUGGUCCUCGGGGUGCGCCCAGCCUUGCCACAAGCUGUUGGACCAUCCCCUCUCCCUGGCAGCAAGGGUCCUGGGGGAUGAGCACAGGCAGGCAGCCCCCCGGCUAUGCCAGCCAGCAGCAAGCGGCACAGGUCACUGACCAGUGUGGGGAGCCUGGGUGUAGUGGUUUCUGGGGGGCUCCUCCCUGCAGGCAGCUGGGGCUGCAGCCUGCCCCAUCCCUCUUCCUGCACUUCCGGUCCCCACGGCGUGCACCUGGAGCCGUGCUCCCCCACCUGAUGGGUCGUUUCAGUGCCCCUUUGCCGUGACCACUGCUACUUGGUGUGCUCACCCCCGUGCCGCAAGUCUCUGGGUUCCUCUGCACCUGCUGUGCCCUUCCAGUGGCCUUUCUAGUUCUUCCCGCCCAGAGGAGGGCAGGGGCUGUGGACCGCUCCUCUGGGCAGAGGCCACCCAUUGCCCUGUCUUGCCACUGCACCCCGCCCCCAGGCUUUCCACAGGUGAUGGCCCCUCAAGACACUGCUCCCAUUGGCCGGUGCCCCCUCACGCCCCUGGGCAUAGCUACUGCAUCCUUGUCCUCGGCUCCCACUUUCCCCUCCACCCAGCACACUGCUGCCUCGCGAGCUCCGACCACGUGCUGGUUGGCCCAGGCCACUCGUGCCUCCUGGUCCUCGCUAGCCUGUCCCUGGGCGCCUGAGGGAGGUGGGGCGGGAGGAGAGGCCUCUGUGCUCCGGGGUCUCUGGGCAGAAAGCACUUAGCUCCCCCUCACAAUUGCCCACAAGUUGGUCGCAGUGGUGGGCACCAGAGGGUUCACUGUUCUGACUUAGUAUAUUUUCAAAUCUUUUUUUUUUUUUUUUAAGAUUGAUUUAUGCACACAA